UGAGGUGACAGUAACAGUCUUUGAUAUUUGAUUUUGUUCGGGUAAAUUUUCGUUCCGAAGUUUUUAAAAAUUUUUUUACGUUUACUAAAUUGUCACCUCACGAUCACUUGUAAUACAGUUUUUUUUUUCUCAAUGUAACCUACGAAAUUUCAGAAAUAUCAAUUGUUUUUGCUUUUGGAAAAUCGUUCAUACUAAACGUCGAUAAAAUGGAAAAAUCCCAAAAAUUGAAAUUGGUAAAAGAUGCCCUUACAAGCUAUCCUGAUUUCCCAAAACCAGGAGUAAUAUUUAGAGAUAUAUUUGGAAUAUUCAGAAAUGCAGCAGCUAUGCAAGCAAUGACGGAUCUAAUACUUGGUCACGUUGCUCUCUUAGAUAUUGAAUUAAUUGUGGGAUUAGACUCAAGAGGAUUUCUGCUGGGUCCACUAAUUAGUCUUGGGUUAGCUAAACCGUUUAUUCCAAUAAGAAAGAAGGGAAAGCUGCCUGGCAAAGUUAUUCAACAAAGUUAUACUAUGGAGUAUGGUGAAGAUACCAUAGAAAUGCAAAUUAAUGACUUGCAUGGAAAAAAUAAAGUUCUUCUUGUAGACGAUCUCAUAGCUACUGGAGGAACUAUGGAAGCUGCAGAAAAAUUAGUAAAAUCAGCUGGAAUGAGUGUUGUUCAAUGUUUUUUCAUCGUAGAAUUGAGUUCUUUGAAAGGCCGUACAAAGUUAACGGCUCCAGUUCAUUCUUUGAUACAAUACGACUCGUGAAAUGUGUUUUUUCAGCUGGCUAAAAUUAGCAAGUUACCAUUUUACACGUAAAAAAAUUGUGAAAAUUUAUAUUUUUUUAUUUUAUAGAAAUAUAUAAAAAUAUAUUUG
Copidosoma floridanum is the source of this 851-nucleotide messenger RNA. It is a transcript of the gene Aprt, whose product is annotated as adenine phosphoribosyltransferase. Gene Ontology annotation, cellular component: cytoplasm. NCBI's taxonomy places the organism in Eukaryota, Metazoa, Arthropoda, Insecta, Hymenoptera, Encyrtidae. The record is from RefSeq and is a predicted model, not a curated record. Gene Ontology annotation, biological process: AMP salvage; adenine salvage. Gene Ontology annotation, molecular function: adenine binding; adenine phosphoribosyltransferase activity; AMP binding.